GGGAACUCGAGGCCCGAGGGCAAUGCGGCUGCAGGCGGAGGGAACGGCGGCUGGAGCUGCCGGACUUUAAUUUUUGGAAGCGAAUACACUUAUUUUGAAAGACAAGAUGACUACAGCUGUAGAAAGAAAGUAUGUUAAUAUUAGAAAAAGACUGGAUCAGCUGGGAUACCGCCAGACUCUGACAGUGGAGUGUUUACCUUUGGUAGAAAAACUUUUCAGUGACUUAGUUCAUACAACAGAGAGCCUUCGGCAAUCAAAAUUAUCUGCUGUGAAAGCUGAAAAAGAAAGUGCCAAUUUUGAUUUUGUUUUGGAACCCUAUAAACUUGAAAAUGCAAGAUUGAGUAGAGAAAAUAAUGAAUUGUACCUAGAGUUAAUGAAACUGAGAGAACACUCAGACCAACACAUUAAAGAAUUGAAAACUUCAUUGAAGAAGUGUGCACGUGAAACAUCUGAUCUGAAAUUUCUAAAUAACCAGUAUGUUCAUAAACUCAAACUAUUGGAGAAAGAGAGCAAAGCUAAGAAUGAAAGAAUUCAACAACUUCAAGAAAAGAAUUUGCAUGCUGUAGUACAAACUCCAGGUGGCAAAAAAAGAAGUAUUGCUUUCAGGCGCCAGCGUAUGCAAAUUGAUGAACCAGUUCCUCCCUCUGAAGUCAGUUCGUAUCCAGUUCCGCAACCAGAUGACCCUUACAUUGCAGACCUCCUGCAAGUGGCUGAUAACAGGAUUCAAGAACUUCAACAGGAAGUGCAACAGCUACAAGAAAAGUUAGCGGUGAUGGAAAGUGGGGUGAGAGAUUAUAGCAAGCAGAUCGAGCUAAGAGAGCGAGAGAUAGAACGAUUGUCAGUUGCCUUGGAUGGUGGUCGCUCUCCUGAUGUCCUCUCUCUGGAGUCUAGAAAUAAGACCAAUGAAAAGCUUAUUGCUCAGUUAAAUAUUCAGGUUGACUUUCUUCAGCAAGCUAAUAAAGACCUGGAGAAGCAUAUACAAGAGCUCAUGGAAACCAAGGAAACAGUGACAUCUGAAGUUGUUAAUUUAAGUAACAAAAAUGAAAAGCUCUGCCAAGAAUUAACUGAAAUAGAUCAGUUAGCGCAGCAGUUGGAAAGACAUAAAGAAGAAGUGCUUGAGACUGCUGAUAAAGAGCUUGGGGAAGCAAAGAAAGAGAUUAAAAGAAAGCUCUCUGAAAUGCGGGAUCUUGAAGAAACAAUGGCAAAACUUCAACUGGAAUUGAACUUAUGCCAUAAAGAAAAGGAGAGACUGAGUGAUGAACUCCUUGUAAAAUCAGAUCUAGAAACUGUUGUUCAUCAGCUUGAACAAGAAAAGCAAAGACUUAGCAAAAAAGUUGAAAAUUUUGCAGUUACAGAAAGAGAACUUACUUUGGAAGUUGAGAGGAUGAGACUAGAACAUGGAAUAAAACGUCGAGACAGGUCACCUUCUCGUUUAGAUACAUUUCUGAAAGGUAUAGAAGAAGAACGAGAUUAUUAUAAGAAAGAGCUAGAGAGACUUCAACAUAUAAUACAGCGAAGAUCUUGCUCUGCAAAUUAUAACGCACGUGAAAAAAGUUCAAUAUUUAGAACACCAGAAAAGGGUGAUUACAAUUCAGAAAUUCAUCAGAUCACAAGAGAAAGAGAUGAACUUCAACGUAUGCUAGAAAGAUUUGAAAAAUAUAUGGAGGAUAUACAAUCCAAUGUUAAAUUACUGACGGCAGAAAGAGAUAAACUAAGUGUCUUAUAUAAUGAAGCUCAGGAAGAAUUAUCCGCCCUAAGACAGGAAUCCACCCAAACCACAACACCCCAUAAUAUUGUUAGUCUUAUGGAAAAGGAAAAAGAACUUGCGUUAUCUGACUUAAGAAGAAUUAUGACAGAAAAGGAAGCUUUAAAAGAAAAAUUAGAGCAUAUUGAGGAAAUGGGUCUUUAUGGAAAAUCAGAAUUAGAGAAAACUAUUGAACAUUUGACAUGUGUUAAUCAUCAGCUUGAAAGUGAAAAAUACGAAUUAAAGUCUAAAGUGUUAAUAAUGAAAGAAACAAUAGAGUCGUUAGAGAACAAAUUAAAAGUCCAAGCUCAAAAAUUUAGCCAUGUGGCUGGUGACUCAUCUCAUCAGAAAACGGAGGUGAACUCACUUAGGAUGGUGAAUGAGCAGCUACAACGGUCGCUUGAUGACUGUCAGCACCGACUUUCCAUAAAAAGGAGUGAACUUGACUCAGCCCAAGCACAAAUUAAAAUACUGGAGGAAAAAAUAGAUGAACUAAACCUUAAGAUGACUUCACAGGAUGAGGAGGCUCAUGUAAUGAAAAAGACGAUUGGUGUUAUUGAUAAAGAAAAAGACUUUCUCCAGGAUACUGUAGAUGAGAAGACAGAAAAGAUCGCAAAUUUGCAAGAAAACCUAGCUAAUAAAGAAAAAGCUGUUGCUCAUAUGAAGAUAAUGGUCUCAGAGUGUGAAUCAUCUAUGAACCAGCUAAAGGAAACAUUGACUAAUCGAGAUCGUGAGAUAAACAGUCUCCGGCGCCAGCUUGAUGCAUCUCACAAAGAACUUGAUGAAGUAGGAAGAUCUAGAGAAAUCGCUUUUAAGGAAAACAGAAGAUUGCAGGAUGAUCUGGUUACAAUGGCAAGAGAAAACCAAGAAAUCUCACUGGAAUUGGAAGCAGCAGUGCAAGAAAAAGAAGAAAUGAAGAGCAGAGUUCAUAAAUACAUAACAGAGGUGUCACGAUGGGAGAGCUUAAUGGCUGCUAAGGAAAAAGAAAAUCAAGAUUUGUUAGACAGAUUUCAGAUGGUUCAUAACCGUGCUGAAGACUGGGAGGUCAAAGCCCAUCAAGCUGAGGGAGAAAGCAGCUCAGUUCGACUGGAACUUCUUUCUAUUGACACUGAGAGGAGACAUCUUCGAGAAAGAGUGGAGCUGUUAGAAAAAGAAAUUCAAGAGCACAUAAAUGCCCAUCAUGCUUAUGAAUCUCAGAUCUCAUCAAUGGCAAAAGCCAUGUCUCGAUUAGAAGAAGAGCUGAGACGUCAAGAAGAGGAGAAAGUGACAGUAUUAAAUGACUUGUCAUCUCUUAGAGAACUUUGCAUUAAACUUGAUUCAGGCAAAGAUAUUAUGACCCAGCAACUGAAUUCCAAAAACCUUGAGUUUGAGAGGGUUAUGGUGGAAUUAGAAAAUGUAAAGUCAGAGUCAGACCUGUUGAAAAAACAACUGUCAAAUGAGAGACAUACAGUUAAAAAUCUUGAAUCAUUGUUGGCUACAAACAGAGAUAAAGAAUUUCAUUCUCACUUAACCUCCCAUGAGAAGGAUACAGAAAUCCAGCUACUUAAAGAGAAAUUAACCCUUUCUGAAAGCAAAUUGACUAGUCAAAGCCGGGAAAACACCAUGCUUCGAGCUAAAGUGGCACAGUUACAAACAGAUUAUGAUGCUCAGAAAAGACAGAUCUCAACUGAGAGAUACGAACGAGAACGAGCAAUCCAAGAGAUGCGUCGACAUGGUCUUCCUACACCACCCCUUAGUUCUACUCUGAGGUCUCCUUCACAUUCUCCUGAACAUAUCAAUGUGUAAUUAUCAGAAAGAAUGGCUUUGAAUGAGUUCUCAUGUGGAUUUUCAAAAGAACAGAACAGUAGUGAAAUAUUUGAAGUACUUGUUUUUGAAAAUCAUGAACAUGGACACAAAUUCUACCUCUGCCAACUUGUAUUUAAAUCAGUGAAUAUUUAUGUUAAAAAGUUUGGUUUAAAAGAACUAUAUAUGUAUAUUUUCAUAUAUAUGAUAGAACAAGAAUAUGUAUUAAUA
Saimiri boliviensis boliviensis (Bolivian squirrel monkey) is the source of this 3757-nucleotide messenger RNA. It is a transcript of the gene CEP135, whose product is annotated as centrosomal protein 135. NCBI's taxonomy places the organism in Eukaryota, Metazoa, Chordata, Mammalia, Primates, Cebidae. The record is from RefSeq and is a predicted model, not a curated record.